Molecule: messenger RNA, 1743 nt
Organism: Arthroderma uncinatum
Lineage: Eukaryota; Fungi; Ascomycota; Eurotiomycetes; Onygenales; Arthrodermataceae
Product: AflT
Exons: 1
Coding region: 1-1743 (580 amino acids)
Biological process (GO): transmembrane transport
Molecular function (GO): transmembrane transporter activity
Source: RefSeq, a predicted model, not a curated record
AUGGCUAGCGCAGACCCUCCAGCUCUUGGCAGCGCUCCACAACUUCGCGGCAACGACGACCAGGUUGACGACGCCAGCCCUGAAGAUGCAGAUGGGCGUGGUCGAGGGAAAGAAAGCGAAAGUGGCCCUGUGCUGCCUAUGCUGGAAGAACAACGGAGUUCUGAAAAUGAAUUCUGCACUACAGGUCUCCGUCUAUUCUUCAUCCUCAGCUCGUUGCUUGUAUCUGUGUUCUGCCAGGCGAUUGAUGAUACGAUAAUCGCGACUGCGAUCCCACCAAUUACAGACUAUUUUCGCCGUCUCAGCCACGUCGGCUGGUAUGGAUCUGUUUAUCUUCUAACGAACUGCGCCUUUCAGCUAUUCUAUGGCAAACUGUACAAAAUCUUUCCGCUACGAUGGGUUUUCAUGAGCUCCCUCUUCAUCUUUGAGCUCGGUUCGUUGAUUGCUGCGGUAGCACCCAAAAGCGAAACAUUAAUUGCUGGCCGCGCUGUUGCCGGUAUAGGUGCAGCCGGAAUAACAAGUGGUGCGAUGACUAUCAUGGCUCAUACGGCGCCAGUCCGCUGGCGCCCAACGUUUACUAGUUUGAUAGGCGCUGUGUAUGGAAUCGCAAGCGUUGUUGGUCCAAUACUGGGGGGAGCCCUUGCCGAAAAAGUCAGCUGGCGAUGGAUAUUUUAUCUAAAUCUCCCCUUUGGUGGUGCUUCGGCGCUGACACUGCUACUCUCGCUGAAAAAUCUGCCGCCCAGCGCCAAUGGACAGCGCCUGCCCUUCGCCGUUAUGCUCAGGCGGCUGGAUGUGGUAGGCACAUUCACCUUUGUUGCGAGCAUUGCAUGUCUCCUUACAGCACUGCAAUACGGUGGAACAACGGCCCCGUGGUCGUCAGGUUUUGUCAUUGCCCUACUGACGUUGUUUUCCGUACUAUUUGCCACAUUCGUUCUGGCUCAAGUCUUACAAAACGAUAAAAAUGCAACAAUCCCAAAACACAUAGCGAAAAACAGAAAUAUGGUCUUUGGAGCCACGUUCGCAAUUUGUCAAGGCGGUGCUUUCAACAUCUUCAUUUUUUACUUGCCGCUAUACUUUCAAAUUAUAAAGGACGCGAGUCCAAUCAGGUCUGGUAUCAAUUACCUGCCUCUAAUUCUAGUCAAUACGGUUGGAAUUAUCGCAGCAGGGCUCCUAACCACAAAAGUUGGCUAUUACAUGCCAUGGAUCUGGUUCUCAAGCAUAGCAAUGCCCAUCGGCGCCGGUCUUCUAACCACAUUACGAGUAGACUCUACCGCCAGCCAAUGGGUAGGAUAUCAGUUCUUAUUUGCUAUUGGGUCUGGAUUCGGCUUACAACAGCCAUUUGUGGCCGCGCAGACUGCUCUGCCUCUCGAAGAAGUUAGCACUGGCACAGCGAUCAUGUUAUUCUCACAGCUUGGCGGCGGAGCUAUCUUUAUCCCUGUUGCACAGAGUGUUUUUAUGUCCCGACUUGUGGCCAGAGUUGGAGCGAUGGGGAUUCCAGGCUUGGAUCCUCGUCAACUUAUCAGCGUGGGCGCAACGCAAUUCAGACAAAUUAUCCCCCCAGAGGAUAUUCCAAGGGUGGUUCUGGCCUACAAUGAUGCCCUGCGGCGAGCAUUUAGAGUUGGGCUUAUAAUGGCAAGUUUAUCUAUCAUUGGACCUUUGGGAAUGAAGUGGGUGUCUGUAAAAUUACAGAACCAAAAAGAGGAUAUGUCUGCAGUAGACCAUGAUAAGGAGCAGCAAGGCGGAUAA